Molecule: messenger RNA, 811 nt
Organism: Cariama cristata (Red-legged seriema)
Lineage: Eukaryota; Metazoa; Chordata; Aves; Cariamiformes; Cariamidae
Gene: PBK
Product: PDZ binding kinase
Exons: 4
Biological process (GO): protein phosphorylation
Molecular function (GO): ATP binding; protein kinase activity
Source: RefSeq, a predicted model, not a curated record
GGUUGGUCACAGCUGCCGGGAAAGCACCUGGGUGGCAGCUCCAAAUGCUCUGGCUCCAUUGAGCCGGCAAACACGCGGAAAUGCUGGUGCCUGCUUUGGCUCUCUAACAAAUCCAUCUUUGUUGGAAGGUUAUCGGGCAUUUACUGAAGCCAACGAUGGAAGCAUGUGUCUGGCCAUGGAGUAUGGAGGAGAAAAAUCUCUUGCGGACUUAAUCGAAGAAAGAAGUGCAGAGCGGUUGGGUCCUUUCCCUGCUGCCACGAUUUUCAAAGUUGCCUUGAGCAUGGCGCGGGGGCUGAAGUACCUGCACAACGACAAGAAGCUGCUCCACGGAGAUAUCAAGUCUUCAAACGUGGUCGUUAAAGGCGACUUUGAAGCCAUCAAGAUCUGCGAUGUGGGAGUGUCCCUGCCCCUGGAUGAGAACAUGACCGUGAGUGAGCCGGAGAUGUACUACAUCGGCACUGAGCCCUGGAAGCCCAAGGAAGCGCUGCAGGAUAACGGCGUGAUCACCGACAAGGCCGACAUCUUCCCUUUUGGGCUGACUCUCUGGGAAAUGAUGACCCUCUCUGUGCCCCACCUCAACCUGGGUGAUGAGCCUGAUGACGAAGAUGAAUCUUUUGAUGAAGACUGCUUUGACGAGGAAGCAUACUACACAGCCUUGGGAACCCGUCCGGCCCUCAACAUGGAGGAACUGGACCCAUCCUACCAGUACAUGAUUGACCUCUUUUCUGUCUGCACCAGCGAGGACCCCAAGAAGCGUCCCUCGGCUGCGUGCAUCGUGGAAGCCCUGGAGGCAAGUCUGUCCCAGAAGUAA